This is a messenger RNA of Drosophila hydei, 2216 nucleotides long. Its product is annotated as polycomb protein esc. The transcript has 4 exons. Gene Ontology annotation, cellular component: ESC/E(Z) complex. Bases 175 to 1455 code for a protein of 426 amino acids. Gene Ontology annotation, biological process: negative regulation of transcription by RNA polymerase II. The record is from RefSeq and is a predicted model, not a curated record. Gene Ontology annotation, molecular function: protein binding; nucleosome binding. NCBI's taxonomy places the organism in Eukaryota, Metazoa, Arthropoda, Insecta, Diptera, Drosophilidae.
GCAAUGUUAUAGUAAGCCCCAUCGCUAUAACGAUCGCGUGGUGGCAACGCUGCGCGUGUUUCUUGCCGCCAAAAGUGAACAAAAACACUUGUUUUGUUGCUUAAAUUGUGUGCAAACAAGGUAAAUUGUUUAUUGCCCAACGGCCGUGUGCCUCAAGUGUGUGCUGAAAGUGCCAUGAGCAGCGAAAAAGCGAAAAACGACAAUGAUCCCAAUGAGGACUCGGACGAUUCGUGCGGCGAUGAAUCGGCUAGCUUUACCACGAACAGCACCACCUCACGUAGCAAAUCGCCGGCCUCCAGCACACGCAGCAAACGUCGCGGCCGGCGCAGCCACAAAUCAAAGCCAAAAAGCGGCGCUGCCUACAAAUACGACACGCAUGUUAAGGAGAACCAUGGUGCCAACAUAUUUGGCGUCUCGUUCAACACGCUGCUAGGCAAGGACGAGCCCCAAGUGUUUGCCACAGCGGGCAGCAAUCGUUGCACCGUCUACGACUGUCCACGCAAAGGCGGCCUAACGCUGCUCCACUGCUAUGCAGAUCCGGAUCCCGAUGAAGUCUUCUAUACCUGCGCCUGGUCAUAUAACUUAAAGACGUCCGCGCCGCUGCUUGCCGCCGCCGGCUACCGCGGAGUCAUCCGUGUCAUUGACAUUGAACAGAACGAAGCCGUGGGCAAUUACAUUGGCCAUGGCCAGGCAAUCAAUGAGCUGAAAUUCCAUCCGCAUAAGCUGCAACUGCUGCUCUCCGGCAGCAAGGAUCACGCCAUACGCCUGUGGAACAUACAGACGCACGUUUGCAUUGCGAUCUUCGGCGGUGUUGAGGGACAUCGUGAUGAAGUGCUAUCCAUCGAUUUCAAUAUGCGCGGCGAUCGCAUUGUGAGCAGCGGCAUGGACCACUCACUCAAACUGUGGUGCCUCAACACCCAAGAAUUCCAGCACAAAAUCGAGCUGUCGCAAACGUUUAGCCAGGAGAAGUCAACGCUGCCCUUUCCCACAAUCACCAAACACUUUCCGGAUUUCUCAACGCGCGAUAUUCAUCGCAAUUACGUGGACUGCGUGCAGUGGUUCGGCAACUUUGUGCUCUCCAAGUCCUGCGAGAACGCCAUCGUCUGCUGGAAGCCCGGCCAGCUGCAUCAGAGCUUCGAGCAGCUGAAGCCCAGUGAUUCCUCGUGCACCAUCAUCGCGGAGUUCGAGUACGACGAGUGUGAGAUAUGGUUUGUGCGCUUCGGCUUCAAUCCAUGGCAAAAGGUUAUCGCACUGGGCAACCAGCAGGGCAAGGUCUAUGUCUGGGAAAUGGACCCCAGUGAUCCAGAGGGUGCCCACAUGACGACCCUGCACAACGUGCGCAGCGUGGCGACUGUGCGUCAAAUAGCAUUUUCCCGGGAUGCCAGCGUCCUGGUCUACGUCUGCGACGAUGCGACCGUCUGGCGCUGGAACCGGCGCCAAGCGACCGCACUUUAGGACCUUUAAGAGUCGCCAAUCCACAGAUACAAACCAUAACCACAACCACAACCAAAUCUCGCGUGGCCAAAAUCAUAGCACAACAUGCAUCUAACACUGUGCCUAGUUCCUAGUGCUUAGCCCCUAGUUCUUGUCUCAAUUAAACUAAUUAUCUCAUACGUAGCAACUAAUGGAGAAUUGUAAAAGUAUAAAAUAACUUUAAAAACAUAUUCUUAAGUUUGAAAGUCCGAUUCGAGGCCGUCGAGCCCAUCGCUUUGGCAGCUUUCGAUGCACACGACGAAACCACACACCUGGCCAUUAAGUAGUCAGCCAGGUAAUUGAAAACGCAGCCAGCUGUGUAUGCAACGGUAUCCGGAGUGGUGUACAAACAAAAUGUAUGCGUUGCCAUUUUCCACGCGUUGCAAACCAUAAUUAGUGUGCAGCAGGCGAAGGCUUUAAAGAGCAACAUUCCGGGAUCUGUCCCCAGUUGGCCAUUUCGCUAAUCGCCUGGCCAGAGCUAACAAAACGAGCUGCAAUUGACCGCCAUUUAUAUGCGUUGCUGCACUGCAGCCAAGUGGGUUGAGCACAGUAAUGCGACGAAAUUGAAACUGACAACAAAGACUCAACUCAACUCAGCCCGACUCGCUGGCAGACAGACAAACCAAUCCAGGCUGACGACGGCGUAACAGCUCCCAAGGGAGUUUUUAAGCAGCAAAGCCCCACAAUGAUCCUUGUACGCUUGCAGCUAAACGAAUAGCGUAGAAAGAAGGAUUGCUUGGAUU